Pelobates cultripes (western spadefoot toad) is the source of this 2755-nucleotide messenger RNA. The record is from the annotation of a GenBank genome assembly. Lineage: Eukaryota; Metazoa; Chordata; Amphibia; Anura; Pelobatidae.
AUGCGUCUUCGCAGAGAAGCAAGAGGUCGUCGAGGUAGAUCAAACAACGGAUGCCGUUUUCUCGAAGAUGUGCGGUGACUGGUUUGAGCAGUUUGGUGAAGCACCACGGGGCGGAACUCAGGCCGAAUGGAAGGCAGGUGAAUUGGAAAAUCCGGUGGUGCCAAAGAAAGCGGAGAAAACGUUGGCUGGAUGGGUGUACUGGUACCGAGAGGUAAGCGUCCUUUAGGUCGAGACGAGUGAAUCAAUCGCCUGGUCGGAGAAUGUCUCUGAGGAGAUGAAUCCCUUCCAUUUUGAAAUGUCUGUAAAUAACGAAAGAGUUCAGUUGACGGAGGUUGAUUACUGGGCGAAAGUCCCCUGAUUUCUUCUUGACUAAGAAGAUGGAGCUGAGGAAACCUUUGUCUAGUGGAGCGAGUUGAAUCGCUCCUUUUGUUAGAAGUGAACCUAGUUCUGAAUCUAGAAGAAGACUCUGAGACUUUGACAUUUUUGGAUAGUGAGGAUAAUCUAUUUGAGAAGGGGAAGAGUGAAACUCUAUGGAAUAACCCUGAACUGUGUUUAGGACCCAGGUAUCUGAAGACAGUGUCUUCCACAUGUCUACACAGUGUGACAACCUGCCCGCAUGAUAAACAGUAGAAAGGUGAAAGGUAGGAGAUCUCACCUGUUGGGUAUCUGUUGCGUCCGCGGGAUCUGUAUCCUCUUCCUUUAUCCGCCCUUUGGGUGUAAGAGCCUCUUGAUUGAUAGUUGGGGAAGAAUGAUGAAGUUGGGGUUCUCUGGCGUUGGUUUGUGGUCCAGAAACGGCUGACUGUACGACCCCUUGUACGGCCAGCCCUGCCAAAAACCCGUGAGGGUUGAUGAUGAAACACCCUUUUCAUGGAUGACUGCGCCUUGUUUAGUGUGGCGUAUAGGUUUACAUGCUUAUGUAAUUCUUUAAUAUAGGGUUCUCCAAACAAUAGACCCUUUGCUUUGGGGCCCAAUUCUUUGGUUCCCAAGUCAGCUAACUUGGCAUCCAUACGCAGCAGCACUGCUUUUCUACGCUCAGUACAGAGGGAUGUAUUCGCAUUGCCCAGCAGGCAAAUAGAGCGUAGCGCCCAUUCUCUAAUCACAGAUGGGUCUAGAGGGCCUUCAUUAGAUAAGGCUUCAUCAGCCAGUAGAAGAAUUUUAGCUAGAGGUCCUAGGAUAUCUAGCAUUUUGUCUUGGGUUAGGCGUAGGCUGCACUCAAUGCCCUUCUUUGGGUCACGGCCCGAUCUGGCCAAAUAUGUGUAGAGUAGCGUAUCAAACUCCGGGGUCACCGCGACCUUAUCCGGUAGAGUGGGUCUAGGGCAUUCCGCUCGUAGUCUUUUCCAGAUCUCCCGAUCUAGGGGUCUUCUGAUCCAGUAAUGAAUAUACUGGGAAAGAUGAUCUGGUAGAGACCAUUCAGAUGAUCGGGGAUAUCUAAUUUGCCUCGGGUCAAAAAGAGGCUGGCCAAGUGUAUCUAGAAAAAAUUCUGCGUCCCCAGAUGGAUUCGAUCCGGGUAUUGUAACUUCGGUUGGGAGUUCUCCCAUGAUAGAUUGAGGGAGAGGUGCUCCUUUAAAAGGAGUCUCGGGCCAGUCUUCCUCAUCUUCUGAGGAGUGGUCAGCUUGCCAUUCAUCUAGGAUGGCUAAGGGGUGUAAGUCGAAAGAGUCUUCCUCCUCUUCCGACAGAGUAGGCUGGAUGGAGUGUUUCUCUCUAACAUCCGCCUGUUUAGGGCGUUUCGCCGGUUCUUUCCCCUUACGUUUGAGUGGUUCAGGCCCAUUCCCUUUCCAAUAACGUUUACUGGGUUUGGAAGGGUUUCUUUUUGAGGAGUCGGAAUCCUCCGCAUCUUCAUCAGAAUGCGGGGUCUGGAAUUUUUUGUCUCUUUUGAUUCAACGGGCAGCACCCGAGCCAGGGCCUUUUCUAGUGAAGCAGCAACAGCUGCAUUAAUAAUUGCUUGCAAGUUUUGAUCUUGAUUUGAAGCCUCCAUAGCAACAGUGUUGGUACCUAUGGGGCAGAAUAGGCCAGUGUUAGAGUGUAUUGUAAGGCCGUCACGAAAAAUCACAGUAUGUUAUAAUUCCACAUUGCAAGCUGUAAUUGGGGGUCACCCAGUAUAAAUCACCUCAGGGAAUACUUUUACAUACCCGUAUAGAGGUAUAGUGGCACAGACAAAGCGGGCCAAUCAUGGGCUGUAUAAAAUAACAGCAAUCAUAUUUUAAAUUUAGGUAAUUAACCUUAUACACAUGCACAGUGUAAAUAUGAGAUGUAUCAAUCAUAAAGGAUAUAUGUGGAAUAGUUCAAAAUAAAUAUUUAGAGAAAUGUGAUUCCAGUUAUUGGUAGGACUAUAUUGGUGUAAAUCCAAGUAAAACAGUAUUGUAUUGAGAAUAAAAUGUGCAAGGUAGUUUAUAUGCAGUAUAAGUUUCUCCACUAGAGGGAGGUAGUCUGAGAUAAAGAUGCACUAAUCUAUGAAGUGAAGCUCCCUCCUUUGUGAGUGAGGGGAGUAUGCAGGAAAUUAUAUUAAACUUAUAAUAAAAUUGAAUAAUGAAAAAAGAAGAUUUAUGUAACUAUAUAUAACCGCUGUGUAAAGCGGUAUAAUGGCCGCCGCACGGCCGGAGAAAAGCAGAUCGCGGCUCCAAGAAAAUGGCCGCCGCGAUCUCGCGUGUGCGCACUAGAGAAGGGAGGAAGCCGUUUGGAUCUCGCGGAGGAGCGCGAGAUCCAAGAUGGCCGCCGUGCGCACUCAGGACCGUUGGGGGCAUUCCCCACGGUCUGA